Molecule: messenger RNA, 877 nt
Organism: Pogonomyrmex barbatus (red harvester ant)
Lineage: Eukaryota; Metazoa; Arthropoda; Insecta; Hymenoptera; Formicidae
Biological process (GO): hemocyte migration
Cellular component (GO): membrane
Molecular function (GO): growth factor activity
Source: RefSeq, a predicted model, not a curated record
AUACAGUUUUCCAACAGUUUUGCCGCGCACCCAACCAUAGGCAUAUAUAAUGCUAGACUAUCUUUUUAUGCAAAUGUUCGCUUAUUCGCAGAUUUGUGAUAAAUAUUAAAUAACUCUUUAAUUAUCACGAGUAAUAAUUAUCACAAAAUGGUACAAGAUUUUUCUACUCAAUAUAACUUGCUCUACUUGCCUACGAGAUGUAAUACAGUUAUUACUGGACACCCAGUAUAUAGAAUGAAAGAAUUCUGAUCGCAGAGCUUGGUCGUAGUCGCGGCAAGCAUCUUCAGUGCGAACAUCGCAAAGAUCAAAGAAAGGAUCGAGUGAAAUUGACUUUUCGAAAAGUCGACUGGAUACUAAAUUUAUCAGAAUAAAUAAAAUAUUUCUGAAGAAAAGAAGUGUUAUCUGUGAAAAUGAUACGUGAAGUUGAAAGUCAAAACCGAUUGAAGAAAUUGAUGAAAAUGGAUAGUGAUUUCCUAAGCCACGUGCAAUUGGUACAUCAAUUUCAAUGUUUGUCGCCUCAACCAAGGGCAAUCUCAGUAGAGGAUCUCUUGACUGUGGGCCUCGGAUCUGAUGAAGUUUUUUAUCCCGCCUUCACGGUAUUAACACGCUGUGUUGGAUCGGGAUGUUGUCCUGAUUCUAAUCAGAUCUGUGCUCCGAUUGAAACUAGAAAUGUCAGUCUUGUCUUCAUGGUGAGACAUCGCAUUGAUCAACAACGAGAUCGUCACCAUGAAGUGAUUCAUGCUUUGGAGCAUGUCAAGUGUGCCUGCAUGAAUAAAAUCUACGAAGACUUGCAAGUUUCGGAAGAAAAAGGCUUGAAGAAACAAUAACUAUUCCUAUAUAUAAAUUACUUCCUAAGUAAUCAAAGAAUUAAAAAUAU